CAUUUAAAAUAAUCGAUUUUUUUUUAGGACACCUAUAGUUAUGUUUUGCUUUUAAAUUUAGGAGAUCUGUUGUAUUAUAAUACACAAAUUACUAAAUCUUUAUUAGCAAAAAGAAAAAAAAAGAACCAGACUCAUUCGCGACAAAAAAGGUUCUCAUUCCCUCGUUUCGGUUUCAGUUAUAAAAGGCAAUAUGGUGGUCAUACAAAAUGAUGGCUACACAAGAAAUAAGGUUUCUUUGUUUAAACAGUAUAAUUUGUUUAUCAAGGGUUUUUUUUUUACUUUUUGUCCUUUUCUUUUUUUUAAAAAAUAAAAUUAAAAUUAAAAAUUUAUAUAUAAAAAAAUGUCUUUAGCUGAACCAGCUAAUAGUUAUAAUGUUAAUAGUAGUAAUAUAAGUUAUCAGGAAAGGUUAUCGAUUGAUAAGGAAAUAUUCAGAAAUUUAAAAAAGAGUUUGAGCUUCCUUAGUCCUAGGGAUGACACAAGUGAUAAAUUAUCAAGUACUGAAAAUGAUCCAAUUUUCAAUAAGGAACGAUAUCAAAUCGAGAUUUCUCAAGAUGGUAAAUUUGCUGUAACAUUUGAUACAGCAAACCUUCGGAUUAGAGUAUUGGAAAAUACAGAUCAUCGUCAAUUCAGAUUAUCUAGAGAUAAGGUCGAUGUUUCUUCUACUUCAGAACAAUUUUUCUACAAUCUUAAUGAUGAUGAAGUUACUAGUAAAUCAACCCAUUCUAUCAAUCCGAAUGAUGAAGAAAUUAAUGAAACAAUAGCUUAUUUCCAAAUAAGCGAAAAAUUAGAUAUUGUUAAGUUCUAUGAUCAAUAUCCUCGAUAUGUACAUCGAGAAACUGGCAUUGACGUUGAAGAUGAUACGGACGACAGAUAUAGAUGGGGUUUAGAUAUAUCAAAUGUACAAAGUUAUCAAGGCAAAUAUUUUAUCUUUAUUGCUGUAUCCCGCAUAGAUGUUAGUGAGGAUAUGAAAGGAAAAGUGAAUGCUGAUACAAGAUCUGAUUAUAAGAAAAACACUAUAAAAAAAAGAUUUGAAAGAAUUAAUGAAACUUCUAAUCCAGAUGUUAGACUUGAAUUUAUAGGAUUUAAACCAAAUGAAACUAAAAAAGGAACAGCGGUUUACCGUCUUAAAUUAAUAAAGGACGAAAAUAAUGACCUUACUCUUAAAUUAUGUCCCGUAACUUAUUAUUAUUCUGACAGCGUUUCAGGAAUAUGUAAAUUUAUACAAAAUUUAGACGAUAUCGAUCAAAAUAAUUAUACUUUUAAAAGAUUUGUAGUAUUGAACUUUAACGGAAUAUAUAAUUUUGAGUAUGAUUUUGAGUAUAGAAAUCUUGAUUUAAAUACGAGAUUUGAUUACCCAAAAAGUAUUGAAAAUGAACUACGACAUUGGCAUAAAGAAAAUUUGGAAGACUGUAUGGAUAAACUUCUUACGUGUCUUUAUGAUCAAUAUUUUUUAGUCGAACAAUAUAAAGAUAAUGUACAGACGCUUGAAGUUUAUGAUCUGGCAGAAAUGAGCUUAAAAACUACUCCAAAAAGAGUCGAAAAAAAAGAUAAGCACGUUAGAAAGUUUAAUCACAAUACUUUUUCAGUCAGUAAACUACAAAUUUGUUUUACUCGGGGACUUAGUUCUAUUAAGUUGUACUUUAUGGAGAAUGGUUUGGAGGUCGUAUCAAAAAAAUUUGAUGAAAUAGAAAAAAUUUAUUCACUAGAAUUCAUUAAUAGUGAUGAAAAGUUACUUAUAAUAGGCGAAAAAAAGGAUCAGAUCUUAGUAAUCGUUUGGCUAGAACUUCAGGAAAUAUUUUACAAGUUGAUGAAGUAGGAAGGGUUACAUCAGUUCUUAAAAAAAUCGACAAUAAAUUAAAACAAAAUACACCAAAAGAA
Rhizophagus irregularis DAOM 181602=DAOM 197198 is the source of this 1878-nucleotide messenger RNA. The record is from RefSeq and is a predicted model, not a curated record. NCBI's taxonomy places the organism in Eukaryota, Fungi, Glomeromycota, Glomeromycetes, Glomerales, Glomeraceae.